Messenger RNA from Closterium sp. NIES-67, 3146 nucleotides. The record is from the annotation of a GenBank genome assembly. Lineage: Eukaryota; Viridiplantae; Streptophyta; Zygnematophyceae; Desmidiales; Closteriaceae.
AGAGAAAGACACAGUAGGAACUAGGCCGCUAGACCAACAAAGCAGGAGAACCACUCCACGAGUCCACGACCGCGUCGCUCAAUUCACCCGACGUCUUAGCAGCACCAUCAGGGUCCGUGUGUCUCUGACAGACCCCUCCUCCCUCUUUGUUACAAAAGGGGAAUGAUUAUGAAAUCCGUCUUCCUCCUACGACGUCGUAUAUAGUAGAUGCUAAAUAUCCAUCUCUGAGCUACACCGGUAAUUAAGCCUCAUUAAAAAAGAGAACGGUAGAUUAGUCGGGGUCUCUGGUAGCCUAUUGGUAGUCUUUUAGUAUCAUAAGUACGGUUAUAGCCUAUUAGCCUGUUCAUUUCUGCCGUACUUGCUGUUAUAGCUCGCGGGUUGGUCGAGGUGUAACCAUGUCGGGGUGCGAGGCAGCUGGCGUGGCGUCGACGGCCGUGGCGACAGUCGCGAUGCCUUCGCGAGAGAAUGGCGACGACAUGGGCGAAGACCCCAAGCGCUUCGACUUCGGGUUCGCCUUCAACAACGCCGAUUUCGCCGAUCGCAUCGUGCAGCUUCGGAUUUGCCCUGACGAAGCCACCACCCCCGCCGCUCCAGCAGCAGCGGAAGCUUCGGCGCAGCUUCCGGCGGCUCCCCAUCCCGCGGCGGCGGAAGCCCCCUCUCCCCCUCCGCCGCCGCCGCCGCCGUAGCCGCCGCGUCUGCCGCCGGGAAUCUAGGAAAGAGAUGUUCUUCUAUCGGGGGAGGUGCGGGGGGGAUGGAGCGGGAGGGGGGCGGAAGCGACUGCUUAGAUUUGAUGGAUAUGGCGGUGGAAGGGGGGAGGGGAAGGCGGAGGGGGGCGCGGGCGCGGAUGGGGAGGGGGAAGGGGGGAGGCGGAACGGGGAGGCGCAGGGGGGGAGGUUUUUGGUUGGCGGGCGCGGGGGUAGAGGAGCGAGCGGAGAGUUGUCGUUUCUGGCUGCUCUGAAUAGUCCAGCCGUACCGCUGCCAGCAGGUUUGGGACCGGACCAAGCGGCUGCUCUGACAAGAGGCUCGGCAGGAGGAGCUAGCCUCGGCAGCCGACCCCAGAGCCCCUUCACCACCAGCAGUGGUGCUGCUGGCGCUGCUGUUGCUCCUCCUGCUGCUGCUGCCGCUGCUGCUGGUGCUGCUGCCACUUCUGCUGCUCCUGCGGCCGGUGCUGGUGGUGGUGCUGCUACUGCUGCUGCCGCUGCAGCCGCUGCUGCCGCUGCAGCUGUUGUUGCUGCUGAUGCUGUUGCUGCUGGUGUUGGUGGUGGGUUCGGGGGAGUAAUGGGCAGAGCACCCAGGUUCGGCAGUUUGGGGGGGUCGGGGCUCUCACCGUUCGAGUCAAGCCAAAAGCCAUCGGGAGGGCCUGGGCUGGGGACAGGCGCAUGUGGCGGGUGUGGCAUGGGAGGAAACGGCAGUGGAGGUGCAAAUCUGGGCGGCAGUGCGUUUCUGGGCGGCGGUGGUGGUGGCGGUGUGACGAUAGGGAGUUGUGGGGGGUUCAGAGUGGUGAAUCUGCAUCUGUCAUCGGUGGUGCUGGCAGCCAAGUCUGCUUUCUUCCGCACACUCUUCACCUGCGGCUUCAAGGAGACGUGCCAGAACAACCCCGUGGUGCUCAACGUGUCCCCAGAAGAGGAGGGCCCAGUGAUCGAUCUCCUACGCUUUAUCUACACGGGCGACAUGCAGGAGGGCAGCACGGAUCCAGAAGAUAUUAUCAAGAUGUACCUGGUGGCCGACAAGUUCGGGGUCGCCUCCUGCAUGAAGAUCUGCCUCGAGCGCCUCGUCAACCUCCCCAUGACCGUCCCCACCGCCUGCCUCUACCUCUCGCUCCCCGACUCCAUGCACUCGCACCGGGGGGUGGCGCAGCUGCUGGAAGCUUCCAGGGGGUUUCUGGUGGCGCAUUUUAGGGAUCUGGAGCGGGUGCACAAGGGGGAGGAGUUUUUGGAGCUGCCUCUCGUGGGCGUGCAGACGCUGCUGGCGAGCGACGAGCUGAAUGUGAGGGACGAGCUGACGGCGUUCCAUGCCAUGGUGGAGUGGCUCAGGCACCACCACGACGAUCUGGAUGACAGGAAGCGAGCGGCAGUGCGCCUGGCGGAGCACGUGCGAUUUCCUCUCAUGACAGGGGAUGACCUCGAGGAUGUGGUGCUCAAGGCGGCAGAGAUGGACAGCCCCGAGUGCCAGGCGCUGGUACGCGAAGCAGCGUGGUUUCGCGCGUACAGCCUUGUGAGGCGACUGAGGCUCAUGAACGAGACGGCCGCCACGCACAGGCGGUUCUGGCAGCGGCGGUGGAACCGAAACUCUGUGGGGCAUGUGUAUUUCGACAUUCACCUGGAGAGGUUUCAGGCGCUAGCAGUGGCAGCGACAGUGGAAUCAGCCACGUUUGGAAUCGGUGGGAAGCGGUUCUACCUGUCAGCUCGGCACGGCAGGAGAGACGAUGGCACUGAGACUCUUGACAUUCACCUGCACUUGGAGAACAGCCACAGCGUGCAGCCCGAGAUACAGGUGAGCUUUAUCUUCUAUGCCAAGCGGUGGCCAGAGGGCCAGUUUGACUACCUGAGGGACCGCGUGACCAAGGGGUUUGGGCGCAAUGCGAGCAACUGGGGCUACAGCAACAUUUUGGGGCGGCCGUGGGCCGAUGUGGUGCAGGACGACAGCAAGUAUUUCAAGAAUGGCGUCAUGUCGGUGUUUGCUGAAGUGCAAAUUCUAGAGGACGCUGGGAGGGGGCCGGUGGUGGGGGGGUGAGUGAGACGAUAACCACAGGGUGUUUGAGGCCGCUCUGGACCACAGGGAAGGGAGGGGAAAGGGGGUGAAUGUGGUGCAGGACAACAAGUAGUUGACGAAACGGCAUUAUGUCCGUGUUUGCGUAAGUGCAGAUUCUAGAGGACGCUGGGAGGGGGCCGGUGGUGUGAAAGGGGGGGGGGCUGGGGCAUGUGGUGCACGAGGGCAGCAAGUACUUAAGGGACAGCGUCCUGUCGGAGUUUGCUAAGUGCAGAGUGGAGACGACUGGGCCGACUUGACUACCCUUAUCGAGACAACCGGACUGGAAUGCAUUGCUUGAACAGUGCAUACCACAUAGCUCCUUAGUGUUCAAUGAUGUUCCUAAGAAUUUACAGCAAGGUACUACCUGUUGGAAAUGAUAAAAGGACUUCAAGACG